CAUCCAACACAUUCUCCUUUGGCUUUAUGCAAGCAUCAAACUAAGGAUGGCAAAGAUGAAUCUGUCUUCCUACAUGUUAAUGCUGGCUUUUUCUUUGUUUUCUCAAGGUAUUUUACUUUCAGCUUCCAAGUCCAUAAGGAAUUUAGAAGACGACAUAGUAUUUAAUACAUUUCGGAUGGGAAAAGCAUUUCAGAAGGAAGAUACUGCAGAAAGAUCAGUUGUUGCUCCUUCUCUGGAACAAUACAAAAACGACGAGAGCGGUUUCAUGAACGAUGACGACAACAAGAACACAAAGAACACAGGCUCCAAACAGAAUCUCGUAACUCACGGUCUGCCACUGAGUCUGGCUGUAAAACCUUACCUCGCUCUGAAAGGAUCAGUAGCCUUCCCAGCUGAGAAUGGAGUUCAGAAUACUGAGUCCACACAGGAAAAGAGAGAAAUUGGGGAUGAAGAAAACUCAGCUAAAUUUCCCAUAGGAAGGAGAGAUUUUGACAUGCUCAGGUGUAUGCUGGGAAGAGUCUACCGACCCUGUUGGCAAGUUUGAUACCUGCUGGUCCACAACAUCCUUUCAGAAGAAAACAAUUCAUUGCAAGUGGAGAGAAAAGCCCUUAAUGUUGAUAUAACUUGUGUAUUAUCCUAAAUGUCUGAUUUAAAAGAAAUUGAUUAAGAUAUGUAAUAAUGUAAAUGAUAUGCUUGACUUGUACAUUAAACUUCACAAAAAUUCUG
This is a messenger RNA of Mastomys coucha (southern multimammate mouse), 726 nucleotides long. RefSeq names its product pro-melanin concentrating hormone (gene Pmch). NCBI's taxonomy places the organism in Eukaryota, Metazoa, Chordata, Mammalia, Rodentia, Muridae. The record is from RefSeq and is a predicted model, not a curated record. Gene Ontology annotation, molecular function: melanin-concentrating hormone activity; type 1 melanin-concentrating hormone receptor binding. The transcript has 3 exons. Gene Ontology annotation, biological process: behavior; chemical synaptic transmission. The coding region runs from base 47 to 544 and encodes 165 amino acids.